Aptenodytes forsteri (emperor penguin) is the source of this 5334-nucleotide messenger RNA. Its product is annotated as dedicator of cytokinesis protein 2. Gene Ontology annotation, molecular function: guanyl-nucleotide exchange factor activity; small GTPase binding. Bases 1 to 5334 code for a protein of 1777 amino acids. Gene Ontology annotation, cellular component: plasma membrane; cytoplasm. NCBI's taxonomy places the organism in Eukaryota, Metazoa, Chordata, Aves, Sphenisciformes, Spheniscidae. Gene Ontology annotation, biological process: small GTPase-mediated signal transduction; cell migration. The transcript is spliced from 52 exons. The record is from RefSeq and is a predicted model, not a curated record.
AUGGCCCCGUGGCUGCCCACCAAGGAGGAGAAGUAUGGCGUGGCUGUGUGGAACUUCCCGCGCACCAGCGAGCAUCACCUCCCGCUGCAGAUCGGGGAGACGGUGCACAUCCUGCAGGCCUCCGAGGGCUGGUACCGCGGGUAUUCGCUCAGGAACAGGGCUGCCCAGGGCAUCUUCCCGGCCUCGCUCAUCCACCUGAAGAGCGUCGUGGUGGAGCGCAGGGGGGGGCAGAUGGAGCGGUACCAGCAGGUGAAGCGGAUGAUGUACGAGCUGAUGGAGCAGCGCUCGCAGCUGCUCUCGGGGACGCUGCCCAAGGACGAGCUCCUGCAGCUCAAGAAGGAGGUGACCGGCAAGAUCGACUAUGGCAACAGGAUCCUCGCGCUGGACCUGGUGGUGCGGGACGAGGACGAAAACAUCCUGGACCCUGACAAAACCAGCAUCAUCAGCCUCUUCCAGGCGCACAAGAAGGCUGCGCAGACUAUCACACAGCGCAUCCAGGAGGAGACGAGCCUGCAGCAGAGCGCGCUGGGCUGCAGCGCCCACCUGGCAGCUUCGCCCUCCCACAGCCUCUACCUCUGCGUGCGCAACUUCGUCUGCAACAUCGGCGAGGAGGCACAGCUCUUCAUGGCGCUGUAUGACCCUGGCGAGCAGCGCAUGAUCAGUGAGAACUAUGUGAUCCGCUGGGCCAGCACGGGCGUCCCCCAGGACAUCGAGCUGCUCAACAACCUCAAGGCCGUCUUCACGGACCUGGGCAGCAAAGACCUGAAGCGGGAGAGGCUUUUCCUGGUGUGCCAGAUCAUCCGGGUGGGACGCAUGGACCUCCGGGAGACCUACAGCCGCAAGCUCAGCACGGGCCUCCGGCGGCCCUUCGGCAUCUCAGUGAUGGACAUCACGGACAUCACCAAGGGAAAGUGCGAGAGCAACGAGGACAAGCAGCACUUCAUCCCCGUGCACCUGGUGGCUGCUGACAACGAUUUUCUUCACAACAUGAUCAGGAAAGCAGUGGAGGGGAAGGACAUCAACCACAAGGGACAAGGGUUCUGGGUGUCCCUGAAGAUGCUGUGGGGAGACUUGAGCCAAGCGCGGAAGGACCAUCCCCACCUCGUGGACCGCAGCACGGUGGUGGCACGCAAGCUGGGCUAUCCAGAGGUCAUCAUGCCAGGAGACGUCAGGAACGACAUCUACCUGACGCUGGUGCAGGGCGAGUUUGACAAAGGGAACAAGAAGACGCAGAAGAACGUGGAGGUGACAGUGUGCGUCUGCGACGAGUCGGGCAGCGUGGUGCAGAAUGUGAUUUACCACGGCGUGGGAGACAAGCCGGCGAGCGAGUACCGCUCUGUGGUCUACUACCAGCAGCGGCACCAGCGGUGGAUGGAGACAGUGAAGAUUGCUGUUCCCAUUGAAGAUGUCCACAAGACCCACCUGAGAUUCACCUUCCGGCAUCGCUCCUCCAGUGACUCCAAAGACAAAAGUGAGCGGAUUUUCUCCAUGGCCUUUGUGAAGCUGAUGCGACCGGACGGCACCACGCUGCGUGAUGGGGAGCAUGACCUGGUUCUGUACAAGGGCGACAGCAGGAAGCUGGAGGACGCCGAUGCGUACCUGACCCUGCCCUCCGUGAGGAACCUGUCGGAGCCGAAGCUCCUCUCCGGCUCCUCCUUCCGUGUGAGCGGGGGCGCGUCGGGCUUAACCAUGUCAGCCCGGGACAGCUUCCAAAUCUCGACGCUCGUCUGUUCCACGAAGCUGACUCAGAAUGUCAACCUGCUGGGGCUGCUGAAGUGGCGCUCCAAGCCCAGCCUCCUCUCCAGGAACCUCCAAAAGCUGAUGAACGUGGAUGGAGGGGAGGUCAUCAAGUUCCUCCAGGACACGUUGGAUGCCUUGUUCUCCAUCAUGAUGGAGAAUUCGGACACGGAUGUCUAUGACACGCUUGUCUUUGACGCCCUGGUUUUCAUCGUGGGGCUGGUGGCUGACAGGAAGUUCCAGCAUUUCAACGCCGUCCUGGAGGCCUACAUCCGCCAGCACUUCAGUGCCACGCUCGCCUACAAGAAGCUGAUCUCGGUGCUGACACAGUACGUGGAUCACGCGAGCCGGGGGGAGCCCUGCGAGCUGCUCAUGCGCACCUUCAAGGCCUUGGAGUACAUCUUUAAGUUCAUUGUCCGGUCCCGGCACCUCUUUGCCCAGCUCUACGAGGGAAAGGAGACGGCCGAGUUCCAGUGCUCACUGCAGCGGUUCUUCCUCUCCCUGAACCAGCUGAUGAAAUCCCCACUGGAGGGUCCCACGCUGCUCUCCCAGGGAGCAGCCCUGAAGUACCUGCCUUCCAUCCUUGAGGACGUGUUUGGGAUCUUCGACUCCUCUGCGCUGGGGGCCUUGCUGCGGGACUUCAUUGGGAACCUGCCGCCCCAGCGCCUGCUGAAGCAGAAGCUGCAGUCCCUGACCGACAUCGUCAACAGCAAGAUCUUCCAGUCCUACGAGUGCCGGGAGCUGCUGCUGCAGAUGGCUGUGCCCAUCCUGCGAGAGCUGAUCGAGAAGGGGGAGGAGGAAGAUGCCUGCAUUGAGCUGCUCAGCAACAUCCUGGAGGUGUUGUACAAGGCCCAGAAGGUAAAUCCCGUGAAGAAGCACAUCCAGCUGAUCCUGGAGCAGCUGCUGCACACCGUCAAUCGGAGGGUGAUCAUCCUGGACCGGGAGAACACCCUGCGGAGUCACUAUGUGGCCUGCAUGGCUGCCAUCCUGAGCCAGAUGGACAAGGACCACUACAGCUCCUACAUCAAGGCGUUCCCCUCCCGGCCCGAGUUGAUGGACUUCCUCAUGGAGACCUUCAUCCUCUUCAAGGACCUGAUUGGCAAGAUGGUGUACCCCUCUGACUGGAUGGUGAUGAACAUGGUGCAGAACCGGGAGUUCCUGCGUGCCAUCAACCUGUUUGCUGCGACCUUGACGGAGAUGUUCCUGAGCAACAGCAGCUUUGAGCUGCAGCUUUGGAACAACUAUUUCCACCUGGCCGUGGCUUUCCUCACCCAGGACUCCCUGCAGCUGGAGAACUUCUCUCAAGCCAAGCGCAACAGCAUCCUGGCCAAGUACGGAGACAUGAGAGCCACGAUCGGAGCUGCUAUUCGGGACAUGUGGUACAACCUAGGCCAUCACAAGAUCGAGUUCAUCCCAGGCAUGGUGGGCCCCAUCCUGGAGAUGACGCUCGUGCCGGAGCUGGAGCUGCGCAAGUCCACCAUCCCCAUCUUCUUCGACAUGAUGCUCUGCGAGUACCAGCUGACCGAGAGUUUCAGCCGGUUUGAGGACGAGAUCCUGCGCAAGCUGGACAGCGAGGUGGAGGGCGGUCGGGGAGAUGAGCAGUACAAGCAGCUUUUUGAGAGCAUCCUCCUCAGCUGCUGCCAGAGACACCCUGAGCUGGCCAAGCCCGGGGAGAACUUCGUCGCACUGGUGACCGGGCUCCUGGAGCGGCUCCUCGACUACCGGGCUGUUAUGAAUGAUGAGAACAAAACCUACAGCAUGAGCUGCACCGUCAACCUCCUGAACUUCUACAAGGAGAUCGACCGCCAGGCCAUGUACAUCAGGUACCUGUACAAGCUGAAGGACCUGCAUGUCAGCUAUGAGAACUACACGGAGGGAGCCUACACCCUGCUACUGCACGCCCGGCUCCUCAAGUGGUCGGAUGAGGCGAACACAGCCCCCAUGCAGGGCUUGCACAGCCCCAGCCUGCACACCCAGCGCCAGCUGAAGGAGGCUCUCUACAACCAGAUCAUCGACUACUUCGACCAGGGCAAGAUGUGGGAGGAGGCCAUCCACAUCUGCAAGGAGCUGGCGGAGCAGUACGAGAGUGAAGUCUUCGACUACGAAAUGCUGAGUGACAUCCUGCAGCGGGAAGCCAAGUUCUACGAGAAGAUCCUGAAGGUGCUGCGGCCCAGCCCAGACUACUUUGCCGUGGGCUACUACGGGCAAGGCUUCCCCACCUUCCUCCGGAACAAGGUCUUCAUUUACCGGGGCAAGGAGUAUGAGCGCCGGGAGGACUUUGAGAUGCGGCUGCUGAGCCCCUUCCCCAACGCUGAGCAGCUGAAGAGCACGUCUCCACCCAGCCAGGACAUCACCGGCUCCCCGGGCCAGUAUAUCCAGUGUUUCACCGUGCAGCCGGUGGAGGAAGCCAAGGUCCGGUUCAAAGACCGGAGCAUCCCAGAGCAGAUCACCAAUUUCUAUAAAGCCAACCACGUCCAGAAAUUCAGCUACUCGCGGCCCUUCAAGAAAGGCCCAAAGGAUCCAGACAAUGAAUUUGCAACCAUGUGGAUCGAGCGGACGACCUUCGUAACAGCCUACCCCCUGCCCGGCAUCCUGCGCUGGUUCGUGGUGACCUCCACUACCACGACCAUCAUCUCCCCCCUGGAAAAUGCCAUUGAGACCAUGAUGAAAACGAAUGAGAAAAUUAUGAGCGAGAUCAACCGGCACCAGAAUGACCCCAGCCUGCCCAUCAACCCACUCUCCAUGCUGCUCAACGGCAUCGUGGACCCUGCUGUCAUGGGUGGCUUUGCCAAGUAUGAGACGGCCUUCUUCCAGGAGUCCUACCUGCAAGAGCACCCUGAGGAUGAGGGGAACAUCGAGAAGCUGAAGGACCUGAUCGCCUGGCAGACCCCGCUGCUGGCAGAGGGGAUCCAGAUCCACGGGCGGAAGGUGACGGAAGACCUGCGGCCCUUCCACGAGCGCAUGGAGCAGUGCUUCAUGCAGCUGCGGGCUAAGGUGGAGAGCCAGUAUGGGGUCCGGGAGAUGGUCUGCUUUGAGGACCGGCGGAGUGGACGACCCCGGUCCAUGGCCUGGGGACCCGACUGGGACCGGCUGAGCCAUGCUGGAGACAGCACGGAGGCACCCCCGACCCCAAAGCCUGCCCCUCGCACCUCUGAGAGUGAGGACCGCAGGAAUGAGCGCAAGGAGAACCGCUCCAGCACCUUCUUCGGGUACCGGCGGCAGGACCUGCGCCAGUCUAUCUCAGAGCUGCCAGAGCCCAAGGAGGAGAAGCGGAGACUCUCCCGCAACAUGACCGAGAGCAGCCUGGGCAGCUCCGAGGGGAAACAGCCUCUGCCAAGCCAAGACACCACUGGUGCUCAGCCCAGCACUGCAGGGCUGUCCCUGUCUCCCACCGGCUUCGGUGGCCGUGUGAAGAGUGCCAGCAAGGCCCCGCCGCUGCCCCGCAAGAUCAGCCCCACGGUGUACGAGACAUUCCUGGAGCAGAGCGAUGCCGCAACCGGAGGGAAGGCAUCCCCAUCACCGACAGUGGAUGGAAAUAAAGGGCUGAAGUCACCACCUCCUCCGCCACCAAAGUCCAAGCGAGUGUCACAGCUCUGA